Messenger RNA from Erigeron canadensis, 624 nucleotides. RefSeq names its product probable protein disulfide-isomerase A6. Lineage: Eukaryota; Viridiplantae; Streptophyta; Magnoliopsida; Asterales; Asteraceae. The transcript has 6 exons. The coding region runs from base 1 to 624 and encodes 207 amino acids. The record is from RefSeq and is a predicted model, not a curated record. Gene Ontology annotation, cellular component: endoplasmic reticulum. Gene Ontology annotation, biological process: protein folding. Gene Ontology annotation, molecular function: protein disulfide isomerase activity.
AUGGGGUUUCUGGUUACCCCACCAUCCAAUGGUUUCCCAAGAGUUAUGUUGAAAUUAAUUCAAUGUUUGAUAAUUUAUGCAUCUUAUUGUCUUUUCUCCUAUUGGAGGUGUGGUCAUUGCAAGAGCCUUGCCCCUAAUUAUGAACCUCUUGCAUCAGCAUUCAAAAAUGAGGAAGAUGUAGUUAUUGCCAAUCUUGAUGCUGACAAUUACAAGGCUUUUGCUGAAAAGUAUGGUGUGAGUCGUUAUCCAACUAUUAAGUUCUUCCCGAAGAACAACAAAGAUGGGGAAGACUACGAUGGAGGACGUGAUCUAGAUAGUUUUGUGACCUUCAUCAACGAAAAGUGUGGUACUAGCCGAGAUGGAAAAGGGCAACUUACCUCCAAUGAUGGUCUAUUUGCAGAGUUGGAGGGCUUAGUGAAAGAGUUUGUUACUGCUGGUAGUGAUGAAAAGAAAGCAGUAUAUGCUAAGAUUGAGGAGGAAGUUGGCAAGCUCACGGGUUCUGCUGCAAGAUACGGCAAGGUAUAUGUAAAAGUUGCCAAGACUAGUCUGAGCAAAGGUAAUAAUUAUGCGAAGAAUGAGAUUCAACGUCUAGAACGUAUUCUUGCCAAGGUACAAGUCAAUUAA